Acipenser ruthenus (sterlet) is the source of this 3609-nucleotide messenger RNA. RefSeq names its product CLN3 lysosomal/endosomal transmembrane protein, battenin (gene cln3). Gene Ontology annotation, biological process: lysosome organization; regulation of intracellular pH. The transcript is spliced from 16 exons. The coding region runs from base 285 to 1664 and encodes 459 amino acids. Lineage: Eukaryota; Metazoa; Chordata; Actinopteri; Acipenseriformes; Acipenseridae. Gene Ontology annotation, cellular component: membrane; lysosome. The record is from RefSeq and is a predicted model, not a curated record.
ACAACUGGUCUGGAUAGGAGUAAAAGUGGUCUUUAGCAGACAUCAUACUGCACGGGUGAAGAAGGAAGCAACGCCCCCGCCUUUAUCCGUCGCAGUUUGUUUUGCUACCCGGAGGGAAGGGUUUAAGUGUAACACCGUGGAAACAGGAAGAGCGGACAGCUGUUAAAAAAAAUCCGUCCAUAGUUCCUCCAAAGAAAGAAAAUAAAAACACAGCUGGUUCGGGUUUUAAAAAUAUACCACCAAACAAAGUGGCUUCAUUCAGCAAUUCCGUCUGAAACGCCGCGAUGAGGCGAAACGACCGGAGCGUGAAUGGAUCUGAAUCGGACUCUGGUGAUGAUGAUAAUGAAGUUGAAAGCCAUGUUGUAUCACCAAGUGAAACCCAAGACGUGAUGACGAGAGGGCGGAACUUCGUUGGGUUCUGGCUCCUGGGAUUGUGCAAUAACUUUGCCUACGUCAUUAUGCUGAGCGCAGCCCAUGACAUUCUCAGCCAGCAGCAAGCAGGGACCAACGCCACACUGCCAACAGCCCAGCCUACCGUUUUGAAUGGGACAGACUGGGAGCUGCCCAGCAUCGCUGUGGACAAUUCGUCCAACACCAGCCGUUAUGACUGCAACCCUGUGUCCACAGCUGCUAUUCUUUUAGCUGACAUCCUCCCCACUCUUGUGAUCAAGUUCUCCGCUCCCUUCUUCAUCCACCUCAUCCCCUACAGUAUCCGAGUUUUACUGUGCUCCCUCACGGCCGCAACCAGUUUCAUCAUCGUCUCCUUUUCCACUGGUAUAUGGAUGAGCAUUCUGGGUGUGGUGUUUGCCAGUGUAUCCUCGGGUCUGGGAGAGCUCUCGUUCCUUGGCCUUACCUCGUUCUUCCACAGCUCUGUGAUUUCAGGCUGGUCCUCUGGUACAGGUGGGGCUGGUAUUUUGGGUGCGCUCUCGUACUCCGGCCUGACACAGGUCGGUCUGUCCCCCAAAAACACUCUGCUGGUGAUGCUGCUCGUACCCGUGCUCAUGAUGAUCAGUUAUUUUGGGGUCCUGGUGCACCCCCCCUCUCUCCCAGGCUGGUCACGAAAGCGUGCACCCCCCCAAACAGACAGAGGGGCCAGGAGACCCCUGUUAGACGAGGAGGACCACCAGGAAGACGUUACAAACACUGAAACUCUGGGUCUUAAGGAAAAGGUUUUUAUAGUCAGGGGUCUGCUGAAGUAUAUGAUCCCUCUGGCCGUUGUUUAUUUUGCUGAAUAUUUCAUCAACCAGGGACUGUUUGAGUUGCUGUACUUUCCAAAAUCAGACUUGAAACAUUCGGAGCAGUAUCGCUGGUACCAGACUCUGUACCAGCUCGGUGUGUUUAUCUCCAGAUCUUCAGUGAACUGUGUGCAGAUAAAAAAGAUCUGGAUCCUCGCUGCACUGCAGUGUGUGAAUGCACUGGUUCUGUUGCUGGCUGUGUAUUACCAGUUCUUCCCCAGUAUCUUCAUCGUUUUUGCCUUCAUCCUGUAUGAGGGUCUGCUGGGAGGGGCUAGCUACGUGAACACCUUCAAUAACAUCAGCAGAGAGAGCUCCGAUUCACUCCGGGAGUUUGCCCUGGGAGCCGCAUGCGUCUCCGACACUCUGGGAAUCUCCCUCUCCGGAGCCCUGGCUAUCCCGCUGCACGACUACCUGUGCCGACUUCCCUGAUGAGAGGCGGACAAACUCAACCAAGCCCCCAAACCCAAGGACAUUCCCGAUUCGACAGGAGCUCAUCCGGAGCUCAUCCGCUUCCAAGCAGCUGAUUUGAUCUCAGAACUUUUGUAAAAUAGGGCUUAAAGGAUCCCAGUGAUGGUGCCUCCUUUCUAGACAAAAUUUGGGUACUUUUUCACCCCCCCAAAACUUGCAGAAAGUUCAAAAUAAAUCUGAUUAAGAACUACAGCUCCCAGCAUCCCUCACCAUUGCCGCAGGUGAAAAAGCAUGCUGGGAACUGUAGUUCCAGCUAGUGCAGUACCGCCUUGAAUGAAGAAUGAAGUGUGUUUUAUAGAUGCUCUCCCGGUCUCGUUGCAUUUUAGUUUUUUUACAAAACAGUACGUUGUUAAAUUAUCAUUUUGAUCUCAUUCUGCCUCAUGCAAGUUGCCCAUCAAGGCCAUUGCAUUUAUCAUGAUGCAUAUCCUAUCUCAGCCUGUGUCGUGUCAGUUCUUGUCUUGUUACAUCUUAAGUGGGAAGUUUAUUAAAAUGUAAAGGUUAUGGUGUUUUUAUUGGUUUUAAGAAUAUAAAAAAUAUAUAUAUAUAUUUGAUUUUAAACUUUUGUUUUUCUUUUUAAUCAAAAUGUAACAUGUCCCCAUCAUCAUAAUCAUAAUAAUAAUUCUGACAAAAAAUUACAAUAACUAUAAUACAGUAACAUCAGUUAACCACCGGGUGUCGCUAGUGAGUAAGUUCCAUGUGCAGCUCUGGCUAAAACUUUCGCAUCCCCCUCUAUAUAGAAUGAACUCCCUCAGCUUCAUAGAGUCCAAUGAAAGCUGCUGAAUAAUGUUCUCUUGUUAACAUAUUGAAUUCCACACCCUCUAUAUAGAAUGAACUCCCUCAGCUUCAUAGAGUCCAAUGAAAGCUGCUGAAUGAUGUUCCCUUGUUAACAUAUUGCAUUGCACACUGCUUUGUAGAUUUCCAUAUACUUAACUGAAAAACUGACAAAAAUGGAAAAAUGUGACAUUUUGAAGUCUAACAUGAAAUACUAAUGUACUACUAUUAUGGCUUCCAAUGGCUUCUGGUUUGUUAAUUUAUAUAUAUAUAUAUAUAUAUAUAUAUAUAUAUAUAUAUAUAUAUAUUUAUUACUGAGCAUCACAAGAAACGUAUCACUUAUAUUUGAGCAUCAAAAGAAACGUAUCACUUAUAUUUGGAUAAAAUUCACUAGAUGUGAUCGAAAAAUGACAGGGUGACUUUUUAUUGUGCUGAUUAGCAAUCGACAUCACGAAGAUGCUGCAGAAUGAUCUGUGGAUCUGGGGCAGGUGUUGUGACUCUUGGUCUCCCGGUUGUCUGGUUAUGCCGUCUCGCCAGGUUUGAAAUCGCUGGCUGUGAGCACCCAAGACGGCGAGCCACAGCGCGCUGCCCUCAUCCAGCCUCCGACAUCCUGAUCGCACGAAGGCGCUGCUGUCUGGACAGACGUGGCAUGUUGUUUUGUUUUUUUUCUGUGAUUUUCUUUAUUGCUUUUAUUCAAGCUUGCAAUUCAACAGCUGAAAUCACUCCAUAUCCAGCGUCCAAUCAGCUGUCUCACUAAUUAGGUGAUUAAGCGCAUCUGCUUCAGUCACAGUCACUCAAGCGCGUCAUGGGCAAGGAUGAAUGAUCAAGUGAUUAAAAAAGAAACCAAAAACAUUUUGUCAAUGUCCAUCAUUUCUAUACCUUAUUUUUUUUUUCGAAAAUAAAUGUGUUAUAAUAGUGACAAGUCUCUUUUGAUGCUCAAUUAUAUAUAUAUAUAUAUAUAAUUUAUUUAUUCAAUUGUAUCAAUCCAAAAAUCUAGGUGAUAUAAAUUGGGCUUUCAUUUAGACUGCCAUAAUGUUAAAAGUAAAAUGUUUUGAUUUGAUCAAUAAAUGUUAUUUCAGCAAAUUCCUGUUCCUGUACAAAAUCAAUCAAUUAAUAAAAAUAUAUAUUACAUAUG